Panthera uncia (snow leopard) is the source of this 3141-nucleotide messenger RNA. Its product is annotated as potassium voltage-gated channel subfamily H member 5. The record is from RefSeq and is a predicted model, not a curated record. Gene Ontology annotation, molecular function: voltage-gated potassium channel activity. Gene Ontology annotation, biological process: potassium ion transmembrane transport; regulation of membrane potential. Lineage: Eukaryota; Metazoa; Chordata; Mammalia; Carnivora; Felidae. Gene Ontology annotation, cellular component: membrane. Bases 144 to 1691 code for a protein of 515 amino acids. The transcript has 5 exons.
AAAAUUCCAAUCUGGAUCUACCUACCUGCCUCUUUUGCUCCUGUUUCGGGAUUGCUGAGAACUGGCUGGAGUAAACCACAGCUAUGUGAACAGCUCUUCUUUAUGCAACCAUUUUUGGAAACGUUACCACAAUUUUCCAGCAAAUGUAUGCCAACACCAACCGAUACCAUGAGAUGCUGAAUAAUGUACGGGACUUUCUGAAACUGUAUCAGGUCCCCAAAGGGCUUAGUGAACGAGUCAUGGAUUAUAUCGUCUCAACAUGGUCCAUGUCAAAAGGCAUUGACACAGAGAAGGUUCUCUCCAUCUGUCCCAAGGACAUGAGAGCUGAUAUCUGUGUUCAUCUAAAUCGGAAGGUUUUCAAUGAACACCCUGCUUUUCGAUUGGCCAGUGAUGGGUGUCUGCGCGCCUUGGCGGUAGAGUUCCAAACGAUUCACUGUGCUCCUGGGGACCUCAUUUACCAUGCUGGAGAAAGUGUGGAUGCCCUCUGCUUUGUGGUGUCAGGAUCCUUGGAAGUCAUCCAGGAUGAUGAGGUGGUGGCUAUUUUAGGGAAAGGUGACGUAUUUGGAGACAUCUUCUGGAAGGAAACCACCCUCGCUCACGCAUGUGCCAAUGUCCGAGCACUAACAUACUGUGACCUCCACAUCAUCAAGCGAGAAGCCUUGCUCAAAGUCCUGGACUUUUAUACAGCUUUUGCAAACUCAUUCUCAAGGAAUCUCACUCUUACUUGUAAUCUAAGGAAACGGAUCAUUUUCCGAAAAAUCAGUGACGUGAAGAAAGAGGAAGAGGAGCGCCUCCGGCAGAAGAAUGAGGUCACCCUCAGCAUUCCCGUGGACCACCCCGUCCGAAAGCUCUUCCAGAAGUUCAAGCAACAGAAGGAGCUGCGGAAUCAGGGGUCAACACAGAGCGACCCCGAGCGCAACCAGCUCCAGGUAGAAAGCCGCUCCUUACAGAACGGAGCUUCCAUCACGGGCACCAGUGUGGUCACCGUGUCACAGAUCACACCCAUCCAGACAUCGCUGGCCUACGUGAAAACCAGUGAGUCCCUCAAGCAAAACAACCGCGACGCCAUGGAACUCAAGCCCAACGGCGGUGCUGACCCCAAAUGUCUCAAAGUCAACAGCCCCAUAAGGAUGAAGAACGGAAAUGGGAAAGGAUGGCUGCGACUCAAGAAUAACAUGGGCGCCCAUGAGGAGAAAAAGGAAGACUGGAAUAACGUCACGAAAGCGGAGUCCAUGGGGCUAUUGUCAGAGGACCCCAAGGGCAGCGAUUCAGAGAACAGCGUUACCAAAAACCCAUUAAGGAAAACAGAUUCUUGUGACAGUGGGAUUACAAAAAGUGACCUUCGUUUGGAUAAGGCCGGGGAGGCCCGAAGUCCGCUGGAGCACAGCCCUAUUCAGGCUGAUGCCAAGCACCCCUUUUAUCCCAUCCCAGAGCAGGCCUUACAAACCACACUGCAGGAAGUCAAACAUGAACUCAAAGAGGACAUCCAGCUGCUAAGCUGCAGAAUGACUGCCCUGGAAAAGCAGGUGGCAGAAAUUUUAAAAAUACUCUCAGAAAAAAGCGCGCCCCAGACCUCUUCUCCCAAAUCCCAGAUGCCACUCCAAGUACCUUCCCAGAUACCAUGUCAGGAUAUUUUUAGUGUUUCAAGGCCUGAGUCACCUGAAUCUGACAAAGAUGAAAUCCACUUUUAAUAUAUAUACAUAUAUAUUUGUUAAUAUAUUAAAAACAGUAUAUACAUCUAUAUACAUACAUGUGUAUAUACAGUAUAUACAUAUAUAUAUUUUCACUUGCUUUCAAUAUGAUGAAACCAUAUGGAUUUUGAUAUGUAAAUACUGCAUGUCCAGCUGGAUUCUGGCCUGCCAAAGAAGAUGAUUAUUUAAAACAUAGAUAUUGCUUGUAUAUUAUGCAGUUGACUGCAUGCACACUUUACAUUUAUUUAUAAUCUCUAUUCUAAUACAAAAAAAAGUAUGAUUUUUGCUAACCAAGGCAAUGUAAUAUUUGAAGAAUCAGGGUCCAACCUGCCAAUGUUGCCAUGACAAAUUUGAUCUCAGGCUGAGUAUAUCGAGCUGUCAUUUUCUCACUGUUCUGUUAAGUUAAAAUUCUGGAUUAAUGCCAAGGGAGAGUUCGCCCUUUUAGACCGUCGGUACCGUUUUAUAAUCUCUUUUCAUAGGAUAUUUUUCUGUAACUUAGUGUUAGGUUAUUUUCCCCAACAGGCAGUGUCUGCUCCAUCAAAAUGACUGUUUUGUUGCCUAAAUCAGAUAGCAGUGGGGGACGCUGAGAACGUAUUGCUAUGAGUUUUGUGCAUGAAUUGCAUUUCUGCUCAACUAUACCUCUCCUUUUUUAACACUAUACUUAGAUAGUAAUCAUUAACGCUUAUGUAAGGAAAUCCCUCCUCCGUCUUGGAGAACAGCUGCCAUCUUGUAAGCUGAUUUUACCAACCCCAUAAAUACGAAACUAUUAAUAUAGUGUAUAUUAUUAUAGAAAAGCUGCACCACAGGGUAAAAGGGCCUUUUAACAAUUCAUGUUAGCGAUGCUGGUUUUCCAAAUGUGAUGAGUGUUCUAAAUUUGUACUUCUAAAACUUGUUCAAAGGUGAAGUUGAAAGGCUCUUAGCAAAGAAACAAACAAAACACAUCUAAGUACUCAUAUCAAAAUUUUAACUAUAAUGACAUAAAAUAAAAAAGAAUGUAAGCAGAUAGACAAUAUUUUGUAACAUAUCUGUAACUUAAGAUGAAACACAGGUACAGAAUUGUUCACACAGGAUUCUUAAUGUUUAUAGGGAUAACACAUGAAACAUGGUGACAAAAAAACACUAACAAGUAGAUGUUAAGUUGCUCAGUUCAGAUAACUGCUUUUCUAUAAUUUUAUUCUGGUUACAAUUUUCUAAAGCUUUUUUGCACACAGUUCUACUGCAGGACUUCUGCUGAGUUGAUACAGUAGACUGCUGUGGCUCAGGCAGAUCCAUUUAUGAAAGGGGGUUACUAAAGACUGAAUUUCAGAGUCUUAUGAGUUAUAAAUCCUCUUCCUAGAAAGUGCCUAUUAUCAACUAAAAAAAAAAGUCACAAACAGUUGUGUAUAGCCAGUCCCUUAAGUGGUAUGUAUUGAGAAUAAAAUACAUGUUCAUUUAUAAGAACCCAGAAGAA